Vicia villosa (hairy vetch) is the source of this 911-nucleotide messenger RNA. RefSeq names its product peroxiredoxin-2E, chloroplastic. The coding region runs from base 151 to 804 and encodes 217 amino acids. The record is from RefSeq and is a predicted model, not a curated record. The transcript has a single exon. Gene Ontology annotation, molecular function: thioredoxin peroxidase activity. NCBI's taxonomy places the organism in Eukaryota, Viridiplantae, Streptophyta, Magnoliopsida, Fabales, Fabaceae. Gene Ontology annotation, cellular component: cytoplasm. Gene Ontology annotation, biological process: hydrogen peroxide catabolic process; cell redox homeostasis; cellular response to oxidative stress.
GGCAGAAUAACAAGAAGCCAACAAGUAGCAACUAGAAGAAACCUAGUUUUGUGGUGAGGCUGAGAUAACAAGAUUCGUCAUCUUCACUCUUUUCAUUCAAUCAAUUUCACAAACACCUUGUCUCCACUCUCUCACUAUCUCAAAUCAACAAUGGCAACCUCUCUCACUUUCUCCAGGCUCCUCUCAUCUUCCACCACCACCUCACUCCUAUCUUCCAAAACCAAAACCCUAUCCUCCACCUUCACCCUCCCUCUCAAACUCAACCGCCUCCACCCAAAACCCCUCAGAUUCUCCUCCUCCCCAAAAAUCUCCGCCACAAUCUCCGUCGGCGACAAGCUCCCUGAAUCCACCUUCUCCUUCCUCGACCCCGCCGGUGACGUCAAAACCAUAACCGUCUCCGACCUCACAAAAGGCAAAAAAGCCGUCCUCUUCGCCGUCCCGGGAGCCUUCACACCCACCUGCUCCCAGAAACACGUUCCCGGAUUCGUGGAGAAAUCAGCCGAGCUAAAGGCGAAAGGCGUCGACACCAUCGCGUGCAUUUCAGUGAACGAUGCUUUCGUGAUGAAAGCGUGGAAGGAGGAUUUGAAGGUGAACGAUGAAGUGCUGCUUUUGUCUGACGGGAAUGGCGAUUUCACGAAGGCGAUUGGGGUAGAGCUUGAUUUGAGUGAUAAACCAGUUGGAUUGGGGGUUAGGUCAAGACGUUACGCUUUGUUGGCGGAAGAUGGGGUUGUUAAGCUAUUCAAUUUGGAGGAAGGUGGUGCUUUUACUUUCAGUGGUCCUGAUGAUAUCCUUGAAGUUCUCUGAAAUUUUUGGGUUGUAAUGUGAGUUUCUUGUUUCUUCAAUCGGUUUAGGUUGAUGCACUUUGAUAGUUUUGGUUUGAUUAAUAAUAACGUGGAUUUGAUUUGACCUAA